AAAAGUGUGUGAGGCAGUUUGUGCUGCCUAUUCUCGAAAUAACCUGUUGAUCCAGUCGGCUGAACAGUGGCUGUCAGAAGGCAGCAGACGGCUCCCUUCUCCCUCCUUCUCUAGGAUUUCCUCUGAACUGCGGCUGAGUCACGUUUCUUGCAUUCAUGUUUUGGUGAUGCCAAACCACCCAGAGUGAUUCAAAGACCAACCUGCCACAGAGGAAUGAGCGGCACUGAGGCCCCCCUGCACGAGUUUCUGUGUCAUUAGAUGGUCCUCGAUGCCUGGAACCAUGUCACUGAUACCAACCUGGGCCUGCCUCCUCCUCUGGGUCAGCACGGCCACACAGGACAAAACGCCCGAAGUGGCGGUGAAGUGCUUCAUUUCCGAGGACUGCGUGCUCCCGUGCAGCUUCCAGAGCGGUGCUGGGGAGACCGUGGAAUGGUUCAAACAGGACAAGCUGAUGUACAAGUUUGAGCAGAAGACACAGGAGCGCUUCAUACACCAGCAGCUGGCUGGGAGGGCCUCUGUGUCCCCACAGCAGGUUUCCCAGGGCAACGCCACGCUGGUCCUGAAGACGAGCAGCCUGAAGGACAGAGGAACGUACAGGUGCCAUGUGAACAGCUCUGCAGGUCACCACGAUGCAACCGUCAUCUUGAGGGUGGAAGCCCCCAUCAGAGGACUCUUUCUGGAGAUGUCCAGGCUGAGCGGCUUCGAGGAGAUGAAGUGCAUCGUCCAGGAUGUCUUCCCAGCCCCCCGGGUAACCUGGGAGACCGAGCCCCCCACAUUGGAAGCCUUCAAGCCGUUCACGCGUAUGACCGCCGAUAAGAGAGGCCUCUACACUGUAGACAGCCGUCUGAAGAAAAUGGAGGGAAAACCUGACCUCAUCUACAUCUGUAAAAUGACCCCCCCCUACGGGGGUCCGGCCUGGACCUCCUCCCUCAGAGAGAGAGAAAUCAAAGGAUCCGAAGGCAAAGACCUGACCCUCCCCUGCAGUGCCCCCAUAUACCUGAACAAGCCCUCCCUCCAAUGGACCUUCUCCUCCAGCAAUGAGUCCACCCAGAUCCUCACCUACAACAGCCAAUCAGGACGCAGCAUCACUUUGUCGCCCUGGGAGGAGCAGGUGGAACUGGACAUCUACAAUGUUCAUUUUGGAGACGGAUCUGUGCGUCUGAUGAACCCCCACCGGUCACGUAACGCCGGGGGCUACACCUGCGUGUUCUCCACGCCGUACAGCUCCCACACCGAACGCAACAAAGUGACCUUCAGUGCUGUUACUGCAGGUCAAGAAGGUUCAGAGAAGGACACUUCUUUCUGGUGGAUCUUCGGUUUGGUGGCUGGACUGCUGCUCCUGGUUCUGACCGGACUGUUUGCCUUCCUGAAGCUGAGAGCAAAAAAACAGAAACUGACGCACAAAAGUGAGGAAGAAGCUGAACUGAACGCAGUAAGAGCUUCAUCUCCUCCAGCAGGACAGUAGCUUUACGGAGAGGACAGUCUAGAGGACACAAGGAGCUCCAGCCUGACCGUUGGAUCAGAACUGCAGACCCGACAACCACUGAGGAGAAGCUUUGAGAAAGGACAUGGAAGUGUUCUGAUCCCAGUAGUUUUCUGGUUUGAGAGCAAAGACAGAAGAACGGCAGCUGUACGUCACACUGUUGCUAUAGAAACACUCCUGAAUGAAGAGGUCGUGUCUCCUGACAGGAAGCUUUUCCUGUGAGGAAACCUGCAGGAAACAUGUCUUCUUUCUGAAUUCACCAUCAGCUUCAGAUCUGGACGUUAACACAACGAAGAUGAAGAUGAAGAAGACUGCACUGAGACUGUAUAGACCACCAACAUCCAGAGUCCUGAUGAUGCGGCUUUAAUCAAACUUCUUGAUCUUUUUGAAAGGAAACAGUUUAAACUGUGUAUUGAUGAAUCAAGACAGAUGAGAAGUGAGUUUUCGUGUAUGUUUUUCAUCAUCAUCAUUGAACUCAGGGAAAUGUGACACUUCAUCUACAGACAGAAACAGCUCCAGCAUUUAAUUGCCUCUCAGCUUUAUGUCAUUAGUCAGAUUAGAGGAAUGUGAAUCACAGCUUUUUGUCUCCUCAGAGAAAGUACACACAAUAUGAAAAUAUUGAGUGUAAAAACAGAGGAGAGAAAAUCCAAAGAAAAAUGAAUUCUGAAUGUGUUUCUGUCUGAUGAUGACAUGAACUUUGGUAUAAAAAUGACCUGAAACCUUAAGGAAACUGAGAGCCAGGACUAAUGUGAUCUGUCAGUGUGCUUGUUCAGGUUGUAGCCCCUCCCCUUAGAUAAUUACCUCUGGGAUAAGCCCCCCCUACGCCCAAAGUGAAGCUGAAGCGUGUGUCUGCAAAGCUCGACUUUCAGAUUUCUCUUAAAAUUAUCUGGAAACCUUUGAUGAUAAAGGAGCUUUGGGGAUGGUUCAGAAUUCCAGAACCAAAAGCAAGAGAAAAAAAACAGUUUGAGUUUUUGUUAUUGUGAGUUUUGUUGAAGGACUUGGAUGAAGUCAUGCAGGAGAUGAAUGACUUGAACCAAUUUUGUGUGACCAUAACAGAUUACAGAUGAACUGUCACAGUUUGUCCUCAUUUGCACAGAAUAAAACACUGGGGGUGUAAA
Oryzias latipes (Japanese medaka) is the source of this 2601-nucleotide messenger RNA. Its product is annotated as CD276 antigen. Gene Ontology annotation, biological process: T cell costimulation; immune response; positive regulation of T cell proliferation. NCBI's taxonomy places the organism in Eukaryota, Metazoa, Chordata, Actinopteri, Beloniformes, Adrianichthyidae. The record is from RefSeq and is a predicted model, not a curated record. Gene Ontology annotation, cellular component: external side of plasma membrane.